This is a messenger RNA of Rhizophagus irregularis DAOM 181602=DAOM 197198, 880 nucleotides long. RefSeq lists its product as uncharacterized. The record is from RefSeq and is a predicted model, not a curated record. Lineage: Eukaryota; Fungi; Glomeromycota; Glomeromycetes; Glomerales; Glomeraceae.
GGCCUGAUCUCUAUUUGUCACCUGCAUAAUAUGUCACCUGUAUCCUAAUUCCUGAUUCCUACGGUAAAUAAAAUCGCGUAAAAAGUCGCGUUAAAAUAUCACAUUUCUUCGUCAAAUUUUUCUUGACAAUUUUUUUUCUACUCAAUAACCUAGAUUGUAUUCAGCCCCAAAAUAUAACGGACAUCCCUGUUGCGGGAAACCUGAAUUAUCUGUGAUGUUAUAUGGAGAUACAGCAUUAACGGUCUUGAGGGAGAAGAACUUGAAAUAUGGUUACGGGAGACACAAAAACUUUCAUUUGAACAUGUACACAAAAAACGGCAUGUUGGAUGCGAGUAAUUUUUACUAUGAUUAUAAAGACAUCAUUCUUGAUGGUCCUACAGACAACGAGAACAUCGGGAUAAAGGAAUCAUAUUAUUUUGGUGGUUCAAAGAGAAAGAUUGUUUAUUUGAAAGAGACAAAACCGAUAAUUAUAACUACUGAAGAAGCUAUAAUUCUGGAAGAAGCUAUAACUAAGGAAAGGUGUAAUAACGAUCGGACUGAAGCCAUAACUCAGGAAAGGUCACCACCCAAACGGCAAUUAACACACAUUUUUGCUGAUGAAGAAAAAACUGAUGGAAUGUAUGUAGGCGUUGCUCAAAAACCAGCCGGUUUUUCCAUUAAAUCAAUUCUUAACGAUGAGUCAGAUGAUCCAAGCAUAAACAACAGAAAAAGAAAACAUGAUCUCGAAAUUAAUGAAGAACUACGUGAUGAAGUUUAUUACAAGUUAUUACCUUCUAUACUUAAGAUUAGCGAAACAAUUCAAAGCUCUCGUGACUACCGGGAAAAAAGUUAUGUUAAACUUAAGAAACAAAACUCUGAAAUUUUACUUAACGAUUUUUAA